This is a messenger RNA of Sphaeramia orbicularis (orbiculate cardinalfish), 1750 nucleotides long. Its product is annotated as N-terminal EF-hand calcium-binding protein 1-like. Gene Ontology annotation, cellular component: endoplasmic reticulum; cytoplasm; Golgi cis cisterna. Gene Ontology annotation, molecular function: calcium ion binding. Lineage: Eukaryota; Metazoa; Chordata; Actinopteri; Kurtiformes; Apogonidae. Gene Ontology annotation, biological process: regulation of amyloid precursor protein biosynthetic process. The record is from RefSeq and is a predicted model, not a curated record. The coding region runs from base 198 to 1277 and encodes 359 amino acids. The transcript has 12 exons.
GGCAGAGGGCAGCAGGCUAGGUCCAUCUCAUCCUGACAGGAGCGCACACAGGACCAGCAUCCUCCUCCUCCUCCUCCAUCGCCGCCACCACCAGCUCCUCCAUCCACCCCGACAAGGACAAUCUCUCCAGAAAACACACACAGAGGGGGAAGGAAAUCUUUUCCAGAGACGGCAAAAAUCGCAUCGAAAGCGGCACAAUGUUGGCCUGUACAGAGCUGAUCACCAUGUGUCUUCAAUCUGCCAAGCACGAACACUUAAGGAAACAGCAGCAGCUUGACCAGAACCAAAACCAAGGCAUUUCUAUUUUUCAGGAUAUAUUCCGCCGGGCAGACAAAAAUGACGACGGGAAGCUGUCCUUGGAGGAAUUCCAGUCGUACUUCACCGAUGGUAUCCUCACCAGAGAGCAGAUGCAGGAGUUGUAUUACUCCAUCGACAGGCAGCAGACAGACAACUUGGACAUUGAAAAGCUCUCAGAGUACUUCACUCCACAUCUGGGAGAAUACGUCAACGUCCUGUCGGCUUUGGAGAAGCUGAAUGUGUCCAUUUUAAAAGCCAUGGAUAAAACUAAAGAGGAGUACCAGGGCUCGUCUGUGCUCGGUCAGUUCGUGACUCGCUUCCUGCUGAAGGAGACGUCCACCCAGCUGCAGUCCCUUCAGUCGUCCCUGGACUGCGCUAUGGAGGCGGUUCACGACCAGAACUGUAACGGGAGGAGGAUAGUGAAGAAGCCCGAGGACCUGCCCAUCCAGAGGGUCAACAAACGCCCCGGGAGGCGCAUCCAGAAGAACAUGUGUCUGUCCCCAACGGACCCCUACUCCGGCAUGCUUACUACAGGGGUCAGCGUGGAGCCAGACAACCACUGGGGCUCCCAGAUCAACCACCUCGAGCAGCUCAUAGACAAACUGGAGUGUGAGAGUCCACAUCUUGAGCCUCUCAAAGAAGACACAUUAGCAGGGACGUAUAAAUCGAACAUCCUCCUGGUCCAGAGACAAAUGUCUGUGAAGGAAAGAGAUGUGGAACCAUUUCAGGAAGCUCUAAAAGUCUACACAGACGCCACCAGCAGCCAGCCCAACAACCUGCACAUGUCAGUCCAGAACCUGCCAGACAGAUCAUGCUUUAUCAUGUACGAAUUUUGGCAAGACCGUCUCUCCUGGAUGAGUUACCUGCAGUCGUCCAUCAGUAAGACCUUCCAGCGCUGCAUUAUCGACUCUCUGGAGGAGCCAGAGAUGGUUUCCACCAUGCUCCUCCCAGCUUCUUGGUGGAUCAUGAACAACAACUGACAGAGCAAAGCAUCUGCUCCUCAGCACAUUUAAAACAGGAGGAACAGGCAACACCUUCUUCCUUCUUGUUGUUUUUUUCCUCUUUUUUUUGUUCUUUGAUAUCUAUUUUUUCCCCUUAUGGCAUGACCAGGAUUGUUUUUGCAAAGCUAUGCUCCAGGAAAACAGAAAAAAAAAACAAAAAAAAACAAAAAACAAAGACUGCUCGAAUAAAUCAGUCAAACCUUGGAGAGAAAGUAUCGAGGUAAUGCAAUACUUAAACAUGUGAUCGGGAUCCGUCUCCUUUAUUUCACAGUGUUGCCACAUUUAUUGCUUCUGAUUUAAUAGAAACACAGACAUGAUGUUGAUAAUAAAAAAGAUUUGCAUGGUUUCUUAUUUCUCAGUGCUAGUUUAUUUGAGUCAAAAAUACAUCUUAGUAUAAAUAGAACAAAAAUAAAAAAAAACACACGAAUGACCGUUUAUCAUCCAUCAGUAAU